Sinocyclocheilus rhinocerous is the source of this 337-nucleotide messenger RNA. RefSeq names its product CD59 glycoprotein-like. The coding region runs from base 8 to 337 and encodes 109 amino acids. NCBI's taxonomy places the organism in Eukaryota, Metazoa, Chordata, Actinopteri, Cypriniformes, Cyprinidae. The transcript has 3 exons. The record is from RefSeq and is a predicted model, not a curated record.
GGUGCAUAUGAACCAACUUCUCAGCUCUGGCUCUGCUUCAAGUCAAGGAUCUACCCUGAAAUGUUAUAACUGUGUCCCCGGGACCCCUGGAGGAAGUUGUGUGGCCACUCAAGAGACAUGUGGCUAUAAAAAAGACACCUGUGUGUCUGCCAGAUUCACCAUCCCUCCCUAUUCUUACUUCCGGAGGUGCAUUAGCAUGGCAGACUGCAUGAUUCUUCAGUCCAGUCCCAAUAUUAAAGCCAAGUGCUGUCAGACGGAUCUGUGCAACACCAACAACCCUAGGAAGACCACCUUGUUAUCCCUAAUGAAAAAGAAGUUUAUUCAAGUGUACUAUUAG